UUUCAAUUUUGAUGAUUAUAGGCGUGAAGUUAUCAUAUGGUACAGCUGGGUUCAGAGCAGAUGCUUCAGUUCUGCAAUCUACAGUGCUUAGAGUUGGAAUCUUAGAUUCUUAAAGACACACUCAGUGAUUGGAUUAAUGAUCACUUCAUCACAUAACGAAGAGAUUGAAUUUUGCUGAUUCUAUUGCCAAUGCCCAUCACUUGAUACAGAAGUUUGUAUUCUAAUGGAAAUUUACUUGAUUUUGUUUAUUAAAUUGUUCGAUUCUAUUAUUAAAGUCAUGGGCACGUACGGGUUUGGUCCAGUGGUCUAAGCCUCAGCAGGGCACCAUGGUCGCGGGCUCAAACCCCGAGUAUAUAGCCCUGAAUUGCUAGGUAUGUAAGCUUGCGGGUGGUUCAUAUUCCGGGUUUUGACGGUGAUCCUGAGCUUCGGCUUAGGGGAGUGGGUCCUCGUCACCAAAAAAAUAGAAGUCUCCUGUUAGGAGGUUUACUAGUUGCUAAAGGUCAUUUCUUUCAAUAUAACAAAACACAAACACUUUUAGAAGCAAUGAGAUUAUAGCAAAGUUGACAUGAUUUUGUAACAGUUCAAUUCGGUUUGAUUUAAUUUUAGCUAAUGGCUUAGGUGGAGAAAAACUUGAGGUUCUGAAGAGGAUGUUGAAUGUUUCUUAUAUUGAUAUUUGUAAUUCUGGAAAAGAUGGAGGGGUCCUCAAUGAACGAGUUGGUGCUGACUAUGUUCAGAAAGAAAAGGUUGUUCCACACGGAUUUGAUUCAGAGAAUGUCGGGAUAAGAAAAAUACCCCCGGGGCCGAUCUUUCAUACGACCAUCUGGUAUAGAAGAUGUUAUGCGUGUAUAUGCAGAGGCGUCCACACAAGAAGCAGCUGAUAGCCUUGCUAACACAGUUGCUAAACUUGGCGACCGACAGCUUCUAGGAUUUGGCAGCACCAGAUAGGAUUUUGCUUGCAUCAGCGAGAUGACCAAAUAAUCAAAAUAGACAGGCUUCUUAUGUGACCAAAUAAUCAAAAUAGACAGGCUUCUUAUGUGGACGUUUGCUGCAACUGAUACCAAUGGUCAAUGUUAAUGUCUUAUGGCAGUUUAGAGACUUGUUUUUUGCUAUUCUCAGCCUAAAAAUGAGGUAAAUUUGCAUGUAGAAAUCAUGCUAGCUUGAGUACUGAAAAUGUAUGCAGUAUCCGUUUAUUGAUUUACGGGGAUCGCUGUUUGCGUUUGAAAGUGCGUCACUGUAUACAUCACCAAGCCGGAAUUUAUUGUUCUUCAGCUGAAA
Mercurialis annua (annual mercury) is the source of this 1275-nucleotide messenger RNA. Its product is annotated as phosphoacetylglucosamine mutase-like. Bases 648 to 878 code for a protein of 76 amino acids. NCBI's taxonomy places the organism in Eukaryota, Viridiplantae, Streptophyta, Magnoliopsida, Malpighiales, Euphorbiaceae. The transcript is spliced from 2 exons. The record is from RefSeq and is a predicted model, not a curated record.